This is a messenger RNA of Trachymyrmex cornetzi, 2214 nucleotides long. RefSeq lists its product as uncharacterized. The transcript is spliced from 11 exons. The record is from RefSeq and is a predicted model, not a curated record. NCBI's taxonomy places the organism in Eukaryota, Metazoa, Arthropoda, Insecta, Hymenoptera, Formicidae.
UCAGGUGAUCCUCACAGAAACUGCUUUCAACUGGACGUUAGCUAGGGGUUGAAGGAGAUCGUCGGGUAGAAUGGCUGGCGCCAGGAUGGAUCGGAAGAUCACUCUAUACAUCUGCGUCUGGAUGUUGACGGUGGUCACGCUGAGGUGUCAGCCAACCAGUCAUGAGAACGCAGAGGUGGAGGGAAACUCCGAAGAUUCUGUUAUCGACGACACGACCGAGGAUUAUUGGGCAGGCAGUGGAUCGGGACCCGACGAGGAUGAGACCUCCUCCUCUCACAACGAAACCAGAGAAGCGUUAACUCACGAGGCCAGCGACCACGAUACUGUCGUGUACAUUGGCGAUGGCGGUAAUUACGUGCCAGUUCCUUCAUUGAAGAAUCGACCGUUGAAUCCGAAUCUUCAAGCUCUUCAAACUCUUCAAGGCUUGCAGGGCCUUUCUGGAAACGGAGGUACAGGAGUAAUCGGUGAUGAAGACUGGAGGAGACAUCCAGAAACCUGGGAUCGCGAACACCGAAGAUACAGGCCCAAUACGACGAGAGUGCAACAUAUCGAGGCGGAAUGUCAAGACGAUUACAUGAAAAUCAGGAUCGGAUUCAACGGAUCUUUCGCCGGCCUCUUGUAUUCAGCAGGCUACUCGUACGAUCCCGAUUGCAUGUACGUUAAUGGGACGGGCCGAGACUACUACGAGUUCUACAUUCAGUUGAAUCGGUGCGGCACCCUCGGCGAGAACACUCAUCAUCAGGACAGCAGGAAGAAUCCGACGAAAAAUCUUAUGUGGAACACGGUCACAGUGCAGUACAAUCCAUUAAUAGAGGAGGAGUUCGACGAACACUUCAAGGUGACUUGCGAGUACGGCUAUGACUUUUGGAAGACGGUGACAUUUCCUUUUCUCGAUGUCGAGGUCGCCACGGGAAAUCCCGUAGUCUUCACCCUGCAGCCUCCGGAGUGCUACAUGGAAAUCAGAUACGGUUACGGGACCACUGGAACUAGAGUGGCUGGACCAGUUCGCGUCGGAGAUCCCCUGACUCUCAUUAUCUACAUGCGCAGCAAAUACGAUGGUUUUGAUAUCGUCGUAAAUGACUGCUACGCUCAUAAUGGCGGAAACAAAAGGAUUCAACUGAUCGAUCAAUACGGAUGUCCGGUUGAUGACAAACUAAUCAGCCGGUUUCGUGGUUCAUGGUCGGAGAGUGGCCUGUUCGAGACGCAAGUUUUUGCUUAUAUGAAGACCUUCAGGUUCACGGGAUCGCCGGCUCUGUAUAUCGAAUGCGAUGUUCGCAUGUGCCACGGAAGAUGUCCGAGCCAACCUUGCCAUUGGAGGAACGCGAAGAAUGUGGUGAAGCGGUCAGUGUCGGAAAUCGAUGGACCAUCGACGCCAGCAUCUAGUUUGUCGGAGAACGUGAAUCUCUUCCAGUCUCUUCGUGUUCUUCAGGAAUUGCAUGAGGCAUUAGAAUUAUUAUAAUUACAAUCUUUUUAAAUUUGCAUUUUUUUUUACACAGGAUUUAGCGAGCCUACGACUGACAGAGUAUGUUUGAGAUCUACAGUGGCCAGUACAAUAGUGGGACUCGGCUGUGGUUUCUUCUGUAUCAUGGCCGGUAUGAUACUAGCCAUGUGUUCGCGAAUGCGACGACAAGCGCGAGAAAAAUUAUUGUCGGACAGUAUAAGCUAUAUGACGCACCAAGGUCGAAUCAACUAGGGUAACAUUUUUAGCAUGGAGAGAUCUAUUUCUUCUCGCUUCAUCUCAAUCGGUUGCGAUAUCCUCGUAUCUUUCGCAGCAAAUGGAGCUGGCUAAGAAACUGCUCCGCCGGUAAUAUAAGAAUGCGUCGUUAAAAUAGGAAAUGGUCGAUAUAAAUGACUGAACUUCAAGUUACUGAUAAGUUGACAUUGAUAAAAAUGCGAUUAAAACGCGGUGAUAAAUUUAUUGUUUUUAUAAAUCGGAAGAAUAUCAGAUUUGUAAACAAGAGUUUGGGAAGAGUCUUUUUACAUACUCUAUUCUUCUCUCAAUUAACUUCUUAAGGUAAGCAUGGGAUUGAUACAAUGCGAAGUGCCUUAUGUAUUUUGAUAGUCGUCGAUAAUUCAGGCUCCCAUGGAUAUAAUAGGUCUCAUCGAUUCAUUGUGUGCGAAUGCUUUUUUACAUAAAUAAUAUUCGCUGCUAUACUCUCGCUUCUUUUAAUUAUUGAAGUGUUAAUCGAUACUCAUUCGUCAAUUGAUGUAUAU